This is a messenger RNA of Seriola dumerili (greater amberjack), 4486 nucleotides long. RefSeq names its product sodium/hydrogen exchanger 9-like. NCBI's taxonomy places the organism in Eukaryota, Metazoa, Chordata, Actinopteri, Carangiformes, Carangidae. Gene Ontology annotation, cellular component: membrane; recycling endosome. The record is from RefSeq and is a predicted model, not a curated record. Gene Ontology annotation, biological process: regulation of pH; sodium ion transport; proton transmembrane transport. Bases 6 to 1820 code for a protein of 604 amino acids. Gene Ontology annotation, molecular function: sodium:proton antiporter activity. The transcript is spliced from 16 exons.
UGAAGAUGUCGUCCACUGUCGGCCACGGACAAGACACUGCAGCAGUGUUGGUACUCGCUGCAGUUAGCUUAGCACUUUUAACCAUUCUCAGUGUGUGGAAGUUAAAACAGUUCAAAUAUAGGCUUAUAAAUGAAACUGGGGGUGCAAUGUUUUAUGGUACACUUCUGGGGUUAAUAGUGAGAUGGUUGUCAUUUGACAGAGGAGUGCACGUGGAGAGUUUGUGCAGUUGUGGUGCUCUGAACAGCACUCCUCACUUCUUGAUGGUCAACAUCUCAUCACAUGGCCACUGUUACAGACAUGUUGAAGAACUAAACCUAAGAUGCCCGCCGAUCUCAACUCCUCAUAAGGAGAUCUUUGAUCUUAAGGUCCUUUUCAAUCUGUUCCUGCCACCCAUCAUCUUCCAUGGAGCUUACACCCUUAAUCAGAAACGAUUCUUUGAGAAUAUGGGAUCUGUUCUGACCUUUGCCUUUUUGGGGACCAUAAUCAGCUUUAUAACCAUAGGGGCCUGCGUCUACGGCUUCACCAGACUGAUGGUACUGUUGGGCCGAGCAGCAGAUGGAGACUUUUCCCUCACUGACUGCCUCCUGUUUGGUGCCAUUAUGUCAGCCACUGACCCAGUUUCAGUGCUUGGCCUGUUGUCAGAUCUGCAUGUGGACCCAGAUCUGCACACCCUACUGUUUGGCGAGAGUGUCCUGAAUGAUGCUGUGGCCAUCGUCCUGUCACAUGCCAUCAACACCUACAGCCAGAUGGGGGCAGGACACACCUUCAACCCCCCUGCCUUUCUCCACUCUGUUGGUUAUUUUCUGGGAGUGCUUGCCGGCUCCCUCCUCCUGGGUUUCAUAUUCACAGUCAUAACAGCCCUCCUCACCAAAUUCACACGACUGCAUGAGAGCCCACUGGUGGAAACAUCAGUCCUCUUCCUUCUGUCCUGGAGCAGUUUUCUCUCAGCUGAAGCCAGUGGACUGUCAGGUAUUGUGGCAGUGCUGUUUUGUGGCUUGAGCCAGGCAAGAUACACAAUUCAUAAUUUAUCCUCUGAGGGCAGGGCCAGGACCAAGCAGCUCUUUGAAGUCUUCAACUUCCUCGGGGAGAUUUUCAUCUUCAGCUACAUGGGAUAUGUAUUGUUGAUGUUUCCUCACCAUGUCUUCAAAGCCCUCUUCAUUUCUGGAGCAUUUCUCUCCAUCUUUAUUUCAAGAGCAUGCAACAUCUACCCUUUGUCUUUCCUGCUAAACCUUGGCCGCACAAACAAGAUUCCCGCAACCUUCCAGCACUUCAUGAUGUUUGCAGGUUUGAGGGGAGCCGUGGCGCUGAGCCUGGCUGUAAGAGACACAUCCACAGAAGUGGGGCGCACCAUCCUCACCACCUCUCUGCUGCUGGUCUGCUUCACCAUCUGGGUGCUGGGUACGGCUGCCGAUCCCAUGCUGCGCUGUCUGGACAUCAGAAUGGGGGUGGAUGCAGAUGAAAAUCCUGAGGAGGACCUUUCUUUUGAGGUUGCUACAGGAAGGCCAGACACAACACCAGGCCUGUGGCACCAUCUGGACUACAAAUAUCUAAAACCGCUGCUAACACAUUGUGGCCCUCCACUGACCGACUCACUGCCACAGCGGUGUGGAGCAUUAGCCAGACUCUUCGGCAGUCCACGUGUCCAAGAGUAUGAGGAGCAGCUCUGUGAGACUGAACCAGAUGACUCCAUCUUCCAUUUGGAGAAAACAGAGAAAGAGCUUGUAUCAAUAGGAAGGGAUUCUGGAUCUGAACACCAGGAAGACCUAGUGGAGGGAGACCUGGGCCUUGGCACUGCUCCAGCUCUCACCAGUGAGGCCUGAAGCUCCAGGAGUUACCUCUAACCCCAGCUUAUCAGCCCCUGCUGCCCUGAGGCGAAGGCCUUGCUUCCCACAGUGAAUGGGGUCACUGGGCAGGGCAUCUGAGAGGAGCCAACUGGGAAUCCGAGUUACAGUGGCUCCCAAAAGGUCAUACACCCCCACCCCCCACUCCCUUGUGCUGACAUGCAUGCAAACGCCCACACACAGGGAGUUAAAACAAUUACAAAAGCCAUUGCUUUUCCUAUAGCAAAUCUCAGCUCAGAUAUUUGUGUCGGGUCCAAUCCCCACUGCAGUGAGGGAAAUUGAAUGUUUUAGCCACUUGCUAGCAUUAAAUACAUGGCUUUGCUCCGCAUGCACUGCUCAAAUACUGAGCUCCAUUGACUAUUUCAACCUGUUCUGGGAGCAACAAAUUCGUCAGAGAAUGGAUGCGGUUCAUUUGAACAGAGUCUGGGUCCGUUCACUUACUGCCAGCUUAACCUAUGGCCUUCAGUACCCCACUGCUGGUAUUUGGAAAGGUUCAGCAAAAUCUGGCCAAAGAAGAUGCUUCUCUUCUGCCCAGCACAACAAGGAUAACGCUGUGGAUCAUUCCCAGAGCCACCCUCCCCACUCACCUCUCUGAGACAUCUCACACAAGCUAAGGAUGCAGAUAAAAGGGAUUUAUGAGAUGUUGCAAUGUGGCACCAAAAGCUCCCACUUAUCCAAACAAAGUAAGGACAUUCUCCCUGCAGUCAGCCCUGUAACGCUGACUGCAGGGAGACUGUCGGUCGUAGAUAUGACCGACUGGGUCCUUAACCCACGCCCCCCUUUUUAGCUUAUGUGUCCCUCUGCAUACUGGGUAUGGAUCCACUGCUGUUGAUACAGCCGACCCCAGGCAGCGAGGAGCAGCUCUUAUCUCCUAUAUAAAUCUGCCAUUCAAGAGAGUGCAGACAGGCAAAGUGCAGGUAGCGAAACUCCAGGUUCAUUAUGAGAUCUAUAAAGAGAGACUUGGCUUCUUUAAGGUGGAACUAAAAAGGGCAAGGUGGUCCUUUUUCUGUGAGAUUAUUAACAAAAAUAACAAAAAUAAAAAAAAUUAAAUUAAAAUUCUAAGGAUAAGACAAACAGUUUGUAGCUCCAUCUUGGGCAAAAUGACAUCUGUGCCUCUGCAUUAGACUACUCCAGUUACUUUGGCACAUUUUCACCAUCUAGAUUAUGCAGCCUUGACAGAAAUUGUUCAACAGCUUAAGUCUGGUACCUGCUGCCUUGACACUCUAGCUUUUUAAAAAAAUGUUUUUAACUGCAUAGCCUCAAUUGUACUACAGAUAGUCAAUAGUUCUCUCUAAGGCCCUUUUUCAAGGUCCCUGAAGACCACAGUUAUUUAACAUCUUUUAUGAAAAUCCAAUCUGGAUGCCUUAGUAAUAAAUAACUAUAGGCCCAUACCAAAUGUGCCAUAGUAAAGAUUAUUGAAAGGCUGGUCUUUAGCAACUAAAGCUUUCCCUGGUGCAAAAGAAUUUCUUUACUGCUUUUCAGUCUGGAUACUCACAUUAUAGCACAGAGACUGCACUUGUUCAAGUUCUAAAUGCCAUUCACCUGAGGGUGUCAAAAGUUGAGUUUUGGAAAAGUGGUUGGGACUUUCUGGCACUGUGUUAAAUUGGUUCAUAUCAUAUUUACAGAUAGGGCCUACUUUGGGUGGCAACUGGUAAUUAUGAAUCAGAGCUAACAAAAAUCACGUGGAGUUCCUCAAGGGUCCAUCGUUGGGCCUCUUCUAUUCAACAUUAUAAGCUCCCCCUUGCUGAGAUUAUGGAAACAUCUCUUACCAUGAUUAUGCAGAUGAUAACUCUACAUAACAGUGUCACCAGGUGACUACGGUCCCUCACAUUUGCUAAAUAAGUGCAUUGAACAAACCAGUAAGUGGAUGUGCCAGAAUGUUGUACAACUAAAAAAACUGAAAUAAUUGUUUUUGACCCCAGAGAACAAAGAAAGUCAGUGCUCACCUUGAAUCCAUGAAACUAAAAUCUACAAAUCAGCCAAAAAUUUUGUAGUUAUGGACUUGGACCUAAAUUUCAACAGCUACAUAAAAACAAUUACAAAACCAGCCUACUCCCACCUGAAAAACAUAGCAAGAAUUAAAGGAUCUGUCUAAACAAGAUACAGGAAAAGGUGUUCAUGUGUUUAUUUUCAGCAGACUACACUAUUGUAAUUGUGUCUUCACAAGUCUUAGUAAAAAACCAACCAGACAGCUUCAGCUCAUCUAGAGUGCUGCUGCCAGAGUCCUCAUUAACACCAAGAAAGUGGAGAACAUCACACCUGUCCUUAAAUCACUGCACUGGCUUCCUGUGUAUCAAAGGAUAGAUUUUAAAAUCCUACCACUUGUCUAUAAAGCACUCAGUAGUCUCGGGCUUUAAUACAUCUCUGAUUUACUAGUACGCAAUGAAGCACCCAAACCCCUCAGGUCAUCUGGAACAGGUUUACUCAGUGUUCUCAGAAUCCAAACCAAGUAAGGUGAAGCAGCUUUUACUGUCUAUGCUCUCCACCUGUGGAUCAGGCUUCCUCAAUACCCGAGGUCUGCUCAAACUUGUCAGCUCAUUUAAAUCAUAGCUUAAAACAUUAUUGUUUGCUGUGGCUUACCAAUAAAUUACAUUCAUAACCCCUUUUUAAUCUUUAAUCUUUUAAAUUUAUUUUCUUGUUUUUGC